AUGGUCUCUGCUGAGCCCCUCGAGCAUCUCGCCAAGCGCCCGCCUACUCCCCCAAAAGACGUCGACCACGACAUCAACCAAGCCAUCAGUCUUCUGAACGUCAACCUCGAAACAGCUCUCGGCCAGGUGCAACAGACGACCUCUCGUGCAGGCACGCCUGUCCAGCCUUCUCCGCCCUCAUCACAGGACAACGGCUCCCGUCACAAGUCAAGCAAGCGUGUCGUAUUCUCGCCAUGCAUCACCGCUCAUGACCCCACGCCCUUUUAUGCCACCUCAGCAGGCACUGCCAGUCCGCUGCCCCGCCGCUUCCCCUCGAGUAAGCAACCGCGGCCUUUCCGAUCCAUCUUGAAGGCCACUCUCGACCUCCAGACUCCCACACCCGACGCCGCAUCACCUGCUGCCGAUUACUUCUCCAUCUCAGAUCCAAAGACAUUUCCCGUCAUGCUUGACUCAGUCUUAAAGUCCCUCGAGGCUCCCUCGACCGCAAUGCGUAUGGAUGGGUAUAGUACCCUCAAUGGUGCUCUCAAAGCCUACGACGAUCUGCCUGACGCCGACGCAAUGCGCUUAAAGAUGCCUCUUCUCACCAAAUACAUGUCUCGCGAUAUCCUUGAAUCAGGCCGAAAGGCAGACCCAAUGACGUCGAGUCUGACUACACAAGCUCUCAAGCUCACAACUGCCAUCUUGAUGACGCCUGCUCUUGCCGACACUCUGGAUGAACAAUUCCAAACUCUGCUCGUCGACCGCGCUAUUGAGCUAUUGGAACAGGAUCCAGUGCCGAAGUCCAUCGCAAAUCAUCACAUGUUUCUCCUUGCAACUCAACACUUUUCGUCAAGAGUGGUUACAGCGACUAAAGUAGAGCGUAUCGUUGCUUCUCUCACCACCAUCCACGAGCGUGUCAGCGGCAACAGUGUUAUUGCGUCUCGGCUGGUCAUCUUCCAGCGAUUAAUAGACCAAGCGCCUGCGACUAUGCUUGCCAACAUGCGUGAUUGGAUGCCCCACGUGUUUCAUGGUGUUCUGAGCAGCAUAAAGGACAUCCGAGCGAGAGCCAUUGAAACUGGUAUGCAUGCUUCUACCAUGUAUGGCACGACUUAUCAGUCAACCAAAGUCAUCAUUGAUCUUUUCCACACAGCGACUGCGGAAGGCAGUACUUACGGCGCAUAUUUCACUGCCCGUUUGUUUGACAUGGCCAAACCGAAAGAGAGCGGUGAAAACACAGACCUUGAGGAAGCUGUUCCGCAAAUCUGGUCGAUGGUCGUACUUUUCUUCAGAAGCAAAAAGGUCAGAUUGUCACAAUGGCGAUUGUUCUGUGAAGAAUGGUUCCUUCUAAUCCAAAAUUGCCUGAACAGCAAGAAUCUUACGGUCAAGUUUCGGGCGACUUGCGCCUGGAAUCGCCUUGUGUUUGUCGCCAACCCAGACCGCGAGAUGCUUGAGAAGAUGGAGGGCUGGGAUCAUACCCUUCGAGUUCCCUUCGUACAUAUUCUGCAUACGAACAAGGGACGAGACAAGAAAAGCAAGGAGAUCCGUCACAUCGCACUUUCUGGUUAUUGCAACUUGCUGCACUACUCGCUAAGACCGUCUCAGCCAUGGGAAGACUUGGACUAUUUCUGGGAUUUCUAUGUUCAUCAAGUGCUCUCAAAGCUGCUUUUGUCGGGCGGCAGAGACGCCAGCCUUGCUUGUCGAGUACUAAAAGCACUCUUUGACGGAAAGUCCACUGUCUGGGACGAAGAUGUUGCCAACAAAGCUCCAAUACUCCCCGAGUCACUUUCCCGGUUGGAUUGCAAAUGGAUACGGUCCAGGACCCGUAUUGUACUGGAUCUGCUUGGUCCUUUCCUCGAGCUGUCGUUAGCUCAGCCACGCGGUGGACGUGGCAUCGACGGGACUCCUUGGCGUGAGUUUUUGACUGCAGUCGCCAGUGCAGGCAGUCAUGAGGUUUUGAGAUCACAAGAACUUAAAGAGUGCUUGGCCCAGUUAAUGAAUCUGUUCGGCCGCUUAUGGGCAAAGGCUCCCAAGACCGAGGAUCAUUUGGACACACCUUGGAUCUCGCGGUUCACAUCGCUUGUACAGUGCUCCAUUGACAUUAUUGGACCUUUGCCAUUUAGCGAAGAGAAUCUUGCUCGCAGUGAGACUAGAAGUUUAGAAGCAGCACCGACUCCAUCAAACCGCUCGUCAAAACACCAUGCGAGACUGCAGUCUUCUGCCUCGUUCCUUUUCGACUUGUUCGCUCAACCGCCAUCCGCAGUCGAUGUCGACACGGCAUACUCGAACGCUGUCCAGACGAUACUGCACAGUGUCUGCCUAGGAAGAAACUCGCGCAAGGAACGACUAGAAAUCAUCCGAAAGUGUGCUCAAGCGAGCUUGGCUUCCAAUUCAGUGCUACUCUGGAAGACUGCAGUACGAGAAACCACUGCAGUUCUUCUCGAUUCCAAUCUGAACGAACCCGUCCAAGAACCAGCCCGCUUAGGACACCAAGCUCGACACGCCAUCUCGAUCCUAGCCGCUGGCUUUCACCAUCAUGAAGAUGGGCAAGACGCUUUGCGAGCUGCUUUCGAGCUUCUCGGUGUGCUAGCGAAGAUCCUAAGGCAGGAAGCUGGUGAGGGUGGUGUAGCUCUUGGUCUUAUGGAACCGCUAGCUGAGGCCCUCUUGCAACAACGAGACCAGACUAUCCCAAAGUCUGUCUUUGUUCAGUACGCUACAAAGGUACUCCAACUAGGCACUUUUCCUCGUAACAAGCAGCAGAUGGACGAAGCACGCAAAUCUCUGUGGAACACGCACCCACCCUUCUCGAAGCAGUCGAGCUUCGAGCCAUUCAACCACGUUUACGAGCUUGUGAACUCGACAAUGCUAAUGGCAUAUGUCAGCAUCAGUGACACUGCACCAUACCUUGCGGAAUUCAUCAUGUCAAUCCAGGAAUUGUUGUCCAAGUGUCCUUUGUCUUUGUUCGCAUCGCCAGCGGUGCGCAGAUUGCAACCUGGAAUAUCACGUGUCAUCAAGGAUGAUGAUCGUGUACUCACGGGCAGCAUAGAGUCCCAAGAGGUGUUCUUGAAGGUUCUUUCGUUCUGGCAGUCCGUACUCGUCCAGCUGAAGAACUUACCUUCCAAUAAGACACUACUAAAAGCAUUGGACGAGAUGUUCGCUGCUGGCCUGAACAGUACACAUCGCCAAAUCAUCAAUUUCACCGUGUCGUUCUGGAACACUACAUUCGGUCAGCUUGACUCCCUCGACUACCCAACCAAGGUCGAGCAAGCAGUAAGGCGACUUCGUCCGCUCGUUGAGCUCGAUCUACCCACAUUCCCCGAAAACCCCAAUACGCCGAUAUUGUCGCCACUGCGUGAUCUGAUCGAUACGCAACAAGACAUGUGUGUUGAGGAGACACCAUCACCUGCCAGGCUUCCCUUGACUAGAAGACCCCAGAAGAUGAACGUAUUGAAUUGCCGGAUGUCUGCCUCUGCUAGUCCUCGAAGAGCAAAAUCCGUCACACGCAGACAACCUAACGUUAAAAUAGCGCCAAAAUCAAAACUGCGACACGAGGAUUCUCAAGUCGAAUUUACGGCUGUGGAAAGCUCGUCGCCAGUUGCGAUGGAGUCUCAGCUUCUGACCGAACACCAGAAGGAGGUAAAAUCUAGACAACGGAUCGAAACUGCAGACAUGUAUCCCGACUUCUCGUCGAGUCCAGGCCUACAAAGGAGAGUCACAAGAUCAGGACUGUCAUUCCUAGACUUCUCGGGCCAGGUGGUCACAGAUACUGGAUUCGCUACUCCUACGCUGAAUGACGAACAUGGGCCGAUGGAUGAGUACAUCACUUCUUCACCCACGCCAAAGGCAGCUGAGAAGAUGCAAGUGCCUGUAGCUAAGGACACAAUCAUGGAUGACUCGGCCUUUGAAGCUGAUGAUGCUGACAUUCCGUCUUCUCCUCCAGAAAUGGCAGAUGAGACUAUAUACGAAGGCACGACCGAGAUUGAAAACGUUCAAACAGCGGAGCAGGAGGGAUCACAUGGAGCUGUCUAUGAUAGCGUCGUUGGGAAUCAGUCAAUCACUGUGCCUCAGGAAGAAACCGCGAUGGAGAUCUCGACAGUGCUGCCAGCAAAUGACUUUGAAGAGGAGCCAGUGGUGCCACUUGUCAAGCCACAUCUUAUGAUUCAGCAUCCAGCUCAAACUUCCAAGGGCGGCAUUUCGUCCGACGUCUUCACCGAUGCUAGAUCAGAGCCCGCUAACACCGAGCAUGAGACUACGGCUGUGGGUGACACAAAAGAUGACAGCGAAGCCUCGGAAGAAGUGCUGGAAGGUCAAGAUGUCGGCGGGCCUGACAUGUCCUCUCCCAUAAGUUUCUCCAACAGUCUAUCUCAACGGGCUCCAGAACAAUAUCAAGGUCUCCAGGACUUGGCAGAUGAGGCACCACAAGCCAAUACUCCAGGUGACAUCAGCAGAAUCUUGGACUCCUUUGUUGAGAAUGCGGCCAAUGAGGGCGACUCGACAAUGGUUCAGGAAGAGAUGCGCGUUGAGCCCGAUAUUCAGAAUAGCACUUACCCAUCAACAUCUAAGCGCAAAAGAGAUGAGGCUGUAGAGACACGAACUUCGGCCAAACGUCGAAAGUCGUCCGCGUCUCCUUUCAGACGUAUGGUGACCAGGACUCUGUCAUACUUCACUGCUAGCCAGAUCGAAGAAGAUGAUGACGACGAAGAGAUGCAGGAUUGUAUUGUUGUGGGCAGUCAGAACGACCAAGAAGAAGAGUCUCCUCCAGAAGACGCAGAAGCUUCCCCGAAUCCCGAAACGGCCUCUGCAAAUGCCGCUACAACUACAACCAAGCGUGGUCGCGGAAGAUCAAGAAAAUCGACGACCCCCAACUCAGCCAGUCCAGCAUCGUCCGUGGUGACACGUGCUUCGAAACGUCGUGCAUCAAUCCUCGAUGCUGAGGAAACUCAAGACUCUAUCAUCAUCGACACGCCAGCGCCUAGCAAAUCUCGAAGAUCCACACGGAGUCAAGAUGCGAAGACAGGCCAAUCGGUCGCACAUGUCAUGCUUCCGCAGACUCAACGACGAGGACACAAGCCCGAAGCUGUUGCUGCCAGCCCAGGUCUUUCUGUUGAGCCCUCGUUGGUGGAAGAGUCAAUUAUCGAGCAGCAAAUGAUUGAAGAGCAGGAGGACGAUGAGGAUGACGGUAAUGAAGGUGCUGAUUCGCAGCUUAAGCAUGAGGAGAAGGCGGCAAUCUUUGAGCGACCUGUCGCUCGACCACUGGGCAUGAUCGGGAAGCUGAAAGAACUUCUCAUCGACUGCAAAACGUUGGUUCUUGGACCGCGAGAGGAGAGAGAAAUUCAAGACGUCCUAUACUUGCUAGGACGAGAGGUUUAUGACGCUCGGAGGCGAUUCGACGGAUAG
Molecule: messenger RNA, 5373 nt
Organism: Aureobasidium subglaciale EXF-2481
Lineage: Eukaryota; Fungi; Ascomycota; Dothideomycetes; Dothideales; Saccotheciaceae
Exons: 3
Coding region: 1-5373 (1790 amino acids)
Biological process (GO): telomere maintenance
Cellular component (GO): nucleus
Source: RefSeq, a predicted model, not a curated record